Messenger RNA from Scaptodrosophila lebanonensis, 2298 nucleotides. It is a transcript of the gene Ctl1, whose product is annotated as CTL-like protein 1. Gene Ontology annotation, cellular component: membrane. Gene Ontology annotation, biological process: transmembrane transport. NCBI's taxonomy places the organism in Eukaryota, Metazoa, Arthropoda, Insecta, Diptera, Drosophilidae. Gene Ontology annotation, molecular function: transmembrane transporter activity. The transcript is spliced from 8 exons. Bases 31 to 2085 code for a protein of 684 amino acids. The record is from RefSeq and is a predicted model, not a curated record.
CUUUUGUGGGCCGGUAAAGAAAUAUAAUAUAUGGGUUGUGCGGAAAGCAAGGACGGCGAUCGAAAUGCCGGCCGACCAAAAUACCGGUCGUGUACUGAUACUUUUUGGCUUGCAAUAUAUGUUUUGUUUUGGCUAUUUUUGAUUGUGAUUGCAAUCUUUGCUUUUGUUUAUGGAAACCCCUUGCGAAUUAUAAAUGGCUAUGAUACAUUUGGUAAUACCUGCGGUGUUAAACAAAAUGAACGAAUCUUCAAUUCCCCACUCUCUGGCUUGGACACUCAUGAUAAACCAGAUGUUUUUUACUUCGAUGUCAAGGAGCUGAAAAAGUCAUUGAAAAUAUGCGUUAAACAGUGUCCUACAAAGACGCUGACGCAGCGUAACGAGCUUGUCCAGUAUUAUCGGGAUACAGGCACCCAAUUAUGUAGAUAUGAUUUUGACAUGACUCAGAUAACGAGUGCUGCACUGGCAAAUGACAACUCGUUUUUCAAUUACCUCGGACCAUGUCCCAGUUUUCCUGUGCAAGAAAGCUCUCCUGUCUUGCAUCGUUGCGUUCCAAAGGGUAAAAGUGCGCAAGUGAAGGAUAUGUACGAUAUGCUCAACUCAUGGGAUGUAGCUCAGCAGUUCUUGGGUGAUAUUUACACCACUUGGCAUAUUAUUGCGGCAAUCUGCGGUAUAUCUUUACUAAUCUCUAUCGCACUGGUCACUUUGAUGCAUUGGCUAUCCCGCAUCGUGUCUUGGCUUAUUUGUGUGCUGGUCAUCGUGGCCAGCAUUGGACUUACGGGUACACUUUGGUAUGCUUAUUACAGCAUUCGCCACAAUGGCGCAAGCACGCAGUAUACCCAAUUAGAAGAGUUUAUACGCAAUGAACAGGCCGUCUUUACUCUAGCUAUAUUAGCCACAAUAACAAUGAUUAUCCUUUUGAUCAUCAUUUAUUACCUGAAAAACAAACUAUCUGGACUGUCUGCGCUAUUUGAAGAGGCUGGCGAGUGCAUGAUGAGUCUGCCUGGUCUAUUAAUAGCUCCCAUCCUGGCAUUCAUUGUUUUGGCUGCAUUCUUGGCCUUUUGGGUGGUUGUAGUUAUUUGCCUAGCUACUGCGACCACGCCAGACCAGAGUCCAUUUGCGCCAUUUGACAAUUCAGGGAACCACCAAUUGACCAAUGCAGUCAAUAAUAAUAACACACAAAAUGAUUUCAAAACGAUAUUAAAUAUAGAAUUUACAAAGGCGCAACCAUUGCGCAGCAUGUUCUGGAUUUAUGUCGUUGGUCUCAUAUGGACUGUGGAAUUUAUUUUUGCAUGCCAGCAAUUUGCACUGGCCGCAGCUGUCGCGUUCUGGUACUUCUCAAAGCCAACCACUACUCCCACAAUUUAUGCAAUUGGCAAGCUUAUUAAAUAUCAUUUGGGAACUGUCGCGAAGGGGUCAUUUGUAAUCACAAUAUUUAAAAUACCUCGCCUAAUACUGACCUAUUUAUAUGCCAAAUUGAAGAAAGGCGAAGACAAGGGUUCCGAAUGCGCUGCCUGCUGUUUAAAGUGCUGUAUUUGCGGUUUUUGGUUGCUGGAGAAGUUUAUACGAUUCCUUAAUCACAAUGCGUAUACUGUGGUUGCCAUUGAGUCCAUAAACUUCUGUCCAGCCGCAGGAAUUGCCUGGAAUGCAUUGGCCACUAACGCACUACAAGUGGCAACAAUCAAUAGUGUUGGUGACUUUAUCCUGUUCCUUGGUAAAAUUGUAGUGGCCGCACUGUCCGGUUUAAUUGGAGUUUUCAUACUGAAGGACCGGCCGGGACUAAAUUUCUACAUAGCGCCUGUAAUAAUGAUUAUAAUAUUUUCAUUCUUCAUUGCUCACAUCGUGCUUUCACUUUUUGAGAUGGUUGUGGAUACUUUGUUUUUGUGUGUAUGUGAAGAUAAAACUAUCAAUGGACGUGCUGGCCGCUGGGCCCAAAGUAAUUUGGCAAGGCUUGUGGGCGAAGAGCCGUUGCAGCCCGGCGAAGAACCCCCGAUUCAGGUGGUCGAAAUGAUGCCUAUCAAUAAGCAACCAUUCUGUAUAACACGACUUCCCCCUCCCGAGUCCGAGGUUUCUCCGAUGGCAGAGUAACAAUAGACGUUGGGAAUAUUUAAUCAUACGCACAUUUGAUGAAGUGUCCAGCCCUCCGUGUGAACAAACUUGACGUACAAAACUCAGUGAAAAACACACUCAACAUUCGCUAUUAAUAUUCAAAAAGCGCACAAUGUUUAUUAUUUAUAACUUUAUAAUAUAUAUAUUUAUUCAUAAAUGAAACUCGAAAUAAACUAUUUAUCUUUUUUCACA